UCCGCAUUCUACGCAACGAGAGUACGCUUCCGUAGUUUAUUUUGUUUGCGAAAAUUUUAGCAUCAUGUUUUAUUUGCUGUUAUAAACGCUCGAGAAGUGCCCUGGUCUAGUCUAAUAUUUUCGCUUCUUUUACACCAUCCAUAAAAAGCCAGACAAAAUGACUUGCUCUAAACUGAUGCAAAUCAACGAUAACAUGAACACCGACUGGCAGACUUCAGGCUGUCUGGACGGCCGGGCCUUCACACGGACCGCCAUCUGCGCGCCGCCGCUCUACCCGCCGUGCGAGGUGUUCGUGUCGGACCCGAGGUACCAGCCGCCGCCGGAGCUGCGCCAGACCUACGCCAGCACCAACGCCUACCGCCAGCCACCCGAGCUGGUCGGAUGUCGGUGGUGUGGCGGCACGCGGCCCACCGAGCGCUGCCUGACCAGCACCUGCGGCCGGCUGGUGCCAGAGCGGCGCGAGAAGCAGCAGCUGUUCCAGUCGGCGGUGCUGCCGUACCAAGACCUCAGCCUGGAGGCCGACCCGCGCUGCACGCCCUGUUUGCCCCGCCCCCGGCCCAUCGAGUACAAGAUCCGGGGCCUGGAGCGAUACGCCGGGCCGUGUGUGCCGCUGAAGACCAGCCAGGAGCCGGUCAACACCAAGAUCUACCAGCAGUCGGUCACCAUGCACGACUUCACCAGUCCCGGCACUAAUCCGCCCUGGAGCCGCACCACAGGGGACCGCAGGAGCUUCUAUGACCGCUUCAUGGCCGACAUGUGCCGCACCACGGUGCUCGUCGACCCGAUCCCCGAGUACGGCUCUCUGGGCGGACAGAUCUCCAUGUACCAGAACGACUUCGUCACGUGGCCUCGGGACCUCUGCGACCUGUACAAGCUGCCGGAGCACAGCAGGUCCCCGAUCAGCUGCAGGGCGACGGCCUACGCCACCUGCCACAAUGUCUGCAACCUGUGAGAGCCCCGGCCACGUCCAUGGCUGACGCGCCGUGUGUUAUGUGCAGCUAGUGGUCCGUCCCCCGCAACUGAGUAUAUUGCGCAGCUGGUCAGCGCGGACUAGUGAUCAGACAGAACGCGCCAGCACGGGUGCUCUCAGCAGGAUAUUGUUGGCAGCUCGUGGUUUAUAAUGUGUUGCCCCUUAAGCUGACAUCGUAAGCGGCGGCUCGAAUACAGCAGACGAGGCGCGGUACGUGCCGUUCUUGGAGA
Molecule: messenger RNA, 1200 nt
Organism: Pollicipes pollicipes
Lineage: Eukaryota; Metazoa; Arthropoda; Thecostraca; Pollicipedomorpha; Pollicipedidae
Exons: 6
Coding region: 158-952 (264 amino acids)
Source: RefSeq, a predicted model, not a curated record